AUGCGCAAGUCGGUACCCGGUAGCAAAGGCGGUUCCAAAUCGUUGACGAUGAAAGUGGGACUUCGCAACAUGGUGAUGCGCGAUCGAGCCCCAAUGGGUGCAAUCCAAGCCACCCGUCUGCAGAUGAGCACACGGGCUGUCCUGAUCCCUGAGCCCACACACAAAUACAACCCAUCUUGCCAUCUUCGCGCCGAAGAUGUACCCGGGCCAUGGGAUGCCCGUGGCAGUAUGAUCAUCAGUGUUGACGGGGACGGCUCGAAGCCGGCCUGGACAAAUAAAGCGGCUUCGGAUACGCACGAUACCCAAAAGGUAAAGGAGACCUCAUGUAUGAGGCUCUUCUGGGGUGAGAUCCUCGAGAGGGAACGGGAUCAUCACCGAAAUUCGACUUUGUACUUGAAGAGGCCUUCCUCCCGUCAAACCGACGAUGGCCUGAGCCGUUCCACCCGUCUACUCGUUGGCCAUCGGCAUCAAAGAGCCAAAACGUCUUCACCCCUGACGGCCAGCCACGAGAGAGAACUGGUUCAUCUCGCCACCGCUCCCGCUGGUAUCCGCGGAUCAUCCCCUAUACCGCUCUUCUCCCGUCGGAGCGAACACCACAUCCUGCUCUUCCGGAAGACGACAUCGUUGCAUGCGAGUUGGAAACCUGAACUCGCACAGAAGACACUGAUAGAACUUUCAGCAGAAGAAGCGCCUCUUUCGUUCAAGAUGUUUAAGGUCGCUGCCCCUUGGGGCUUCCAUAGCUCGGACAUCUUUGCCUUUGAGCAGGAGAUGAAACUCAAGGCACAGCAACGCUCCAACAUCCGACGCCAGAGGAAGCUGUUCGCACGCAACAAUCACAAGAAUUCUUUCACCUUCAGAUCCACCCAGCAACCGGGCGCCAUGGCGAGUGAGGACUGGUCUUUGGCCGUCAUUCCAGACGGUAUCCAAGACAGUUUCGAGGUGCGUUGGCUGUUGAAUUUUCUUCUUUCCCCUUUUCUCCCGUUCGCUCAACAAUCAACACUCAUCAACAUCAUCAUAAUCAUACUCAUCAUCAUAUACCUAGCUGGCACCGCGGGCAGCCCGUACGCUGACCCUGAUCAUGGCAUCUUCUUUGCCAGAAUGCAACAGCUUGACAGUUCUUUGAACGGCAGAAGACAAGUCAUGGAUCAAAGUCAAACGUGGCAGCCCUUUGGGGUGGCCGAUACGACUGAUGUCCAGUCCAUGUUCGCCCCGAUGCCGUAUCAAUACGAUAUCUCGCCUAUUGAUGGUCUUCCGUUGUCGACUUCCAACACCUUAUGCCACGGCAUGUCCACCUCCUCUCCCGUCUUCACAGCAUCGGACCCAGGCACUAGUUUUGGCAGCUUCUCUUCUGCGGGUGCCCCUCCUACCUUGCUCGACUCCUCUUCCUUCAACUCGGCAGACGGCAGCACCAUCAUUACCAGUCCUUCAGACCAGUUCGAGUAUGCCAACUCACCCUUCGCCUCUUCAUCCAUGGUACCUGAAGACUUCAACGGCAUCAAGGCAGCUCCCCAAUCACCACCCCCUUUCUCCGAGCCAAACUCCAUCCUCUUCUUCCCUACUCCACAGGAGCAGCUCGUUGAGCAUCAGCAACAGGUGGAGAGCCAACAGGCGGCAAUGAGCAGCCAUGGUAGCUUCAGGGGGGGCAAAGAUGAGCCACUCACCCAGCAGAUCAUGAUGUCCAGGCCCAGAAAAGAGCUCCCCGAGAAGCCACGCUCAUUGCGAGCCGAUGAUAGCAGUUCCUCUUCCUCACGUCAUAGAGCAUCUCCAGUUCGCAAGCCUGUCCCUUCUAUGCACAAGACUGAGCUCCGGCCAAAGCAGCCCAAGCCCUGUCGGGCCCAACCUUCUACGCUUGAUCUCGCAGAGCGUUCAGCCAAGGACGAAUACCUGCUGAAGGCCAAGCAAGAGGGCCUGACGUACCGCGAGAUCCGGGCCAAGGGAAACUUUAGCGAGGCUGAGUCGACACUUCGUGGACGUUAUCGCACUCUCACCAAGAGCAAGGAGGCACGGGUUCGUAAGCCUGAGUGGACCGAUAAGGACGUCCACCUGCUUCAGAGAGCCGUCCGCAAGUUUGCCAAGGGUAGCGAUCCCGCCUCCACCAAGAUCCCCUGGAAGCAAGUCGCCGAAUACAUCCAAAGGAACGGCGGCUCCUAUCUCUUUGGCAACGCCACUUGUCGCAAGAAAUGGGACGAGCUCAUGAUGGGUGCUUCGGGGCACCAGAUGGGUGUAUACGGCGCGAUGGACGAAAUGGUAAUUUUUGACAAGUGA
This is a messenger RNA of Colletotrichum lupini, 2265 nucleotides long. RefSeq lists its product as uncharacterized. The transcript is spliced from 9 exons. The record is from RefSeq and is a predicted model, not a curated record. The coding region runs from base 1 to 2265 and encodes 754 amino acids. NCBI's taxonomy places the organism in Eukaryota, Fungi, Ascomycota, Sordariomycetes, Glomerellales, Glomerellaceae.